This is a messenger RNA of Schistocerca piceifrons (Central American locust), 636 nucleotides long. RefSeq names its product SCAN domain-containing protein 3-like. Lineage: Eukaryota; Metazoa; Arthropoda; Insecta; Orthoptera; Acrididae. The coding region runs from base 1 to 636 and encodes 211 amino acids. The transcript has 4 exons. The record is from RefSeq and is a predicted model, not a curated record.
AUGAAAGUAAUAUUGUCAGAGAAUCACUUGUCAAACACUGUUGUUGAAAUCAAUUGGGUUGGUGAUAUAGCCAAAUACAUAACAAAUCAGGCAGUGCAGGCCAUGAAAAAAAUCAGAAUUUUUCCAAUAUCUGAAUUCUGUUACAAAUACGGACUCUCGUGGCAAAGCCGAUCGGUGUAUGCACAGACAGCACCCUCUCAACGCUUGGAUCACUCAGGUUUCGUGCAGAUGGUCAGAGAAAAGAAUCCCAAUGUUAUUUCAAUUUACUGUGUUAUACACCAUCAAACCUUGGCAGCUAAGACAGUUCCAAAUGAACUCAAGGACGUCUCAGAAUCAUGUUUCAAAAUUGUGAAUUAUGUGAACAAGAGUGCGUCAAAUACUCGUCUUUUUACGAUUCUUUGUGAAAUUUGGGAGUAUAAAAUAAAAAAUUACUAUUUCAUACAGAUGUAUGCUGCCUCUAAAAACGAAAUAUAUAUUUUCGACUCUCUGAACUUGAAACUGCAAGUCAGUGAUUCGACUGUAAUUUAUCAUCGGGAUGCCAUCACAGCAUACACUGAUAAACUGCAGCUUUGGAAAUGUAAAAUCGUAGCCUGCAAUUAUUCUCGUUUUCCCAAAUUAUUUGGAAUCUUGGAAUAA